Wickerhamiella sorbophila is the source of this 1449-nucleotide messenger RNA. RefSeq names its product Serine O-acetyltransferase. Gene Ontology annotation, biological process: L-homoserine metabolic process. NCBI's taxonomy places the organism in Eukaryota, Fungi, Ascomycota, Dipodascomycetes, Dipodascales, Trichomonascaceae. Gene Ontology annotation, molecular function: homoserine O-acetyltransferase activity; L-serine O-acetyltransferase activity. The coding region runs from base 1 to 1449 and encodes 482 amino acids. The transcript has a single exon. The record is from RefSeq and is a predicted model, not a curated record.
AUGGCAAAAGUGGUACCAGCUGUUUUGGGCUUCAGCCUGAGACAACCGAGACUUGUUUCGACUAAAAUGGUACCGGCUCUUUCGGGCUUUUGUCUGAAAUACCCGAGGCUUUUUGCAACUUCAGUUUCCCGACGCAGUGGACCAACCAUGUCAUUUCCUUGUCUUGACAAGUUAGAGAAACGCACACAAAUGAUUGCCGACAAGGGCCCCGAGCCCUCGUAUUCAAAGGCAAAGGGGUUUGAACUUUAUAAAGUACCUGGAACUGUUCAAUUGGAUUAUGGUCGGACUCUCGACAACGUCGAGAUUGCCUACGAAACAUGGGGAACUCUAAAUGCUGAUCGGUCAAACGCCAUUCUUCUUCAUACCGGUCUUUCUGCAUCCUCGCACGCAAAGUCUCAGCCCAACAAUACGGACCCCGGUUGGUGGGAAAGAUUCAUUGGUCCUGGAUUGAGCCUAGAUACCAACAAGUUUUUCAUUAUUUGCACAAACGUUCUCGGCGGUUGCUAUGGCUCUACCGGACCUUCAUCUCUGUCCCCUGAAGAUGGCAAGCCAUAUGCGACAAGAUUUCCUAUUGUAACCAUUCACGAUAUGGUUCGAGUCCAAUACCGGUUGGUGAAAGAACACUUGGGCAUCUCUAAGCUUUAUGCUUCCGUGGGCUCUUCUAUGGGUGGUCUUCAAUCGCUUGCUUAUGCUGUUGAAUUCACCGACAGUGUCGGCAGGGUUGCGUCGAUCAGUGCCUGUGCUCGGUCCCAUCCCUCCUCGAUUGCCAUGCGACAUGUUCAACGUCAAGUCUUGAUGGCUGACCCCAAUUGGAAGCGAGGCUUCUACUACGACGGGAUUCCUCCCCACGUGGGAAUGAAGCUGGCCCGCCAGCUCGCAACAAUUACCUAUCGAUCGGGCCCCGAGUGGGAAGAUAGGUUUGGAAGAGACAGAAUGGAUCCAGAAAUGAUUCCGGCCCUCUGCCCCGAUUUUCUAAUCGAGACGUAUUUGGACCAUCAAGGCGAGAAGUUCUGUUUAGAGUACGACCCCAAUUCAUUGCUCUAUGUGUCAAAGGCGAUGGAUAUGUUUGAUCUUGGCUACGAGAAUACGCAGGUCCGGGCUAAAUGGCGUAACGGUGUAACUCAGGCUAAUGCUUGCUCGCUGCCCUCAAAGCCGUACGAAGAGAAACCACGAGAUCAUGUUCAGCCCUGCAGCAAAAGCGAUCUGGCUAAGGGUAUGGCGGCGAUGGCCCAGCUCCCGACGUUUGUGCUUGGGGUCCAGUCUGACGUGCUCUUCCCGUCCUGGCAGCAGCGGGAAAUCUACGACGUCCUCGUCCAGGCGGCCGGCCAGCAACAUCACCAUAUCCAGUACCACGAGCUGAGUUACGCCGACUCCAAGUUUGGUCACGACACGUUCAUUUUGGAUAUCGAGCAUGUCGGCAAGCCGCUACAACGCUUUUUGGAGUCUUAA